CUAUCUCUGUCAAAGCUAAAAAAUAACUAAAAGAAAAUAGCUAUUGUUAACCUAGCAAUUCCUCUCUCACGCUCUCUCUGCAAAAUCGUUCCUCUCUUCAGACCCUUUUCUCUCAUCGACCCAUUUGAUCUCUCUCUCUCUCUCUCUCUCUCUCUCUCUGCCUUUGCCUUUUUUUCAGAAUCUUAAACGCCGCCGUAUCUCCGCUACGAUCUCUGCUUUUUAUAUUCUCUCGAUGGCUGACGGAAAAUUAGAUCUACCUGAUGAUCUCCUCUCCUCCAAAACCAGCUUCGACCACUCCUCUCUCAAAGGUGAAGCGUGGGAUGGGAACUUGGAGGACAAAGGACACGUGGGGUUACUUGAGGGCACCAAAGAUCAAGCAAUUUCAGAGAGCAAUAUACCUUUGUCUCCACAGUGGCUUUACUCUAAACCAUCUGAUUCUAAGAUGUUAGCUACUGGAAUAUCUGGGGAUAUAAGAGCCACAAAUUCGUUGUCCCAUAGAACCUCUGGUGAUUCCAAUCUGAAAGAUAGUUGGCGUCUGGAUGCGUCUCAGGACAAGAAAGACCGGAGGAAGACUGCAGUUGAUCUUGAAAGCAGUCGCCGUUGGCGUGAAGAGGAGAGAGAAACGAGCUUACUUGGCCGAAGGGAUCGCAGAAAAGAAGACCGUCGGGCAGAUAUUUCAUCGAUGAGGGAUGUUUCUGAAAACAAGCUUACUUCUUCAGAGAGAUGGAAUGAUAUUAAUAGUCGUGGUUCAGGACAUGAAUCUCGAAGAGACAACAAGUGGUCUUCAAGAUGGGGUCCUGAAGACAAAGAAAAGGAUUCUCGAACUGAGAAGAGGACAGAAGCUGAUAAGGAAGAAGCCCUUACUGACAAACAAGCUUUUGUAAGUGGGGGGCGCAUAGCUUCUGAGCGUGACAAUGAUUCUCGUGAUAAGUGGAGACCACGACAUCGUUUGGAAAUUCAUGCAGGUGGGGCUGCUUCUCAUCACAGUGCUCCAGGUUUUGGUUUAGAGAGGGGACGAGUGGAGGUAUCAACUGUGCGGUUUGCAGCAGGACGAGGUAGAUCAAAUGCUAAUGUAAGCCUACAAAUUGGGAGGCCAAAAUCUGCUUCUGUCAUUGGAUCUUGUCCUCUGGACAAAAACAAAUCAUUUAACACAUAUUGCUACCCUAGAGGAAAACUGCUUGAUAUUUACCGCAAGCAAAAGACUGCUCCAAAUUUUCUCACUGUACCUGAUGAGAUGGAUCAUUUAUCACCAAUAACUCAAAAAGAAACUGUUGAGCCUUUAGCUUUUGUUCCUCCUGAUGCAGAGGAAGAGGCUCUCCUUGGAGAUAUAUGGAAGGGAAAAGCUACAAGCAGUGGAGUGUUGUACAACACAGCUAGAGACACAAGUGGAGGGAAACAAAGUUCUACACUUAACAGGGAGGAUAGUGUUGAAUCAGGUGAGAAUGCUGCUGUAAACAAUAUUUAUCUAGGGAAUCAUGCUGGGACAUGUUAUGCCUUAGAUUCACAGAUGAUUGUGACCGAGGAAAUAAAUAGUACAAAAGAAGGUGGGCAGAGACGUGUUUUACCAUCUGACACAGGUGUAACCCAUGCUUUGAUAUCAGAUGGGGAAAUUGAUGGCUCCAUAAAUGAUGCUGAUGAUAUAAAAUCUAUUGAUAAAGGACAAGUCUCUGAUUUGAAAAUGCCAAAGCUACCUAGGUUGGAGGAUAAGGAAUCAUCCAUUCAUUUUGGAGAGGGUGGCGAGCUUCCUGAAGACUCAGGCUCUCUAUUUGAUUUUUCAUCACUACGGGCUACACUAAGCCAUAACCAGAUAGAUAUUAAGGGAAAUUAUGAGGCACAUUCACUGGAAAGUGUUAUCCCUCCCGAGGAUUUGAGUUUGUGCUAUCUUGAUCCUCAAGGGGUAAUUCAGGGACCAUAUCUGGGAAUUGACAUAAUUUCAUGGUUUGAGCAAGGUUAUUUUGGUACAGACUUGCCUGUUCGAUUGGCAGAUGCUCAGGAUGGAUCUCCUUUCCAAGAACUUGGUGAUGUCAUGCCACACCUAAGCAUGAAUUCUGGUUCUGCAUCCAGUGGUAGUGCAGUUAUGAGAAUGCAAUUACCCGAUUCUUUUGAAGGUAGCUUGGGUGAGACCAUAUCUACUUCUGCUUCUGCUCCUGAAUUUAAGGGGUCUGACAUUGGAUGUGACCAUAAGCAGUCUUUGUCUGCUGUUGAGACUUCUGGAACUGAUUUUCAGUUCAGAAGACUUACUCAAAGUUAUCCUUCUGAGUAUCAGUCUUCUGAAGAUCAAAGCCUCCAUGAAUUUGCUGCUGCUCAAGAAGAGGAAAUUAUUUUUCAUGGAAGGCCCACAAGUGCGGGGGUUGAUCCUUCUAAAAUUUCUGGUGAAGUUCAAGGUCCUUUUGGCAAUCCUGCAAGCCAUUUGUCCAUUACAGAUGAAUUUUCAAAAACCAAUAUACCUUCUCAUCGAGAUGACGAGCUGCAUCCCUUUGGUUUGUUGAUGUCUGAGUUGAGGAGCCCAUCUGGUUUGAAGUGUUCUCAAUCAUCUAAUAUAGCUUCCAGCAUCGGCGAUAGGGGGCAGUUUUUAGAUCCUUGGCUUGAUAGAGAGACAAACUUUAGUGAUCACAGCGUUGUUCGUACAGUCCCUGAACAGACUUCUUUUCGUGAGGCUUGGCCUGAUGAUUAUAGAAGAAAUGCUUUGUCUAACCCUAACAUUCAUCUAGGAACUACUGGUGGUUGGCCCUCGUCUCACAAGGAGCAAGAGGACAAUAGUUUUGGCCUUUUACGUCAGCUAAUGUCACAAAAGCUGCCCAAUGAGCCACUUCAAGAGGAAAAUCAUUUCUCUCAUCGCUUUCCAUAUUCAGCUGGAUUUGAUGUGGAGCAUGUCCAGGGUUUCGAUCUUAUGCUGAGCAAAAAUCUCAACCGCCAGAGAUCAAUCCAUCAUUCAGAUCCUCAUAUGGAACACCUUUUGGAACUUCAGUUUCAACAGCAGCGGCAGUUGGAACUUCAGCGACAGCAGCAGCAAUUGGAACUUAAGCGACAGCAGCAGCAGCAGCAGCAGCAGUUGGAACUUCAGAGGCAGCAGCAGCUGGAACUUCAGCGGCAACAGCAGCAACUGGAACUACAGCGGCAGCAGCAGCUAGAGUUACAGCGGCAGCAGCAGUUGGAACUACAGCUGCAGCAGCAGCAGCAGUUGGAACUUCAGCGGCAGCAGCAGCUUCGUCACCACCAAAUUAAAUUGUUACAGGAGCAGCAGCAACAUCUACAGCUGCCACAUUCUCAAGCUCAGCAAUUGCUUUGUGAUCAAUUGCUGCAGCAUCAGAUGCCUGAUCCUGGUUAUGGUCAGCACAUAUUUGAUGCUGCUAGAGACAACAUAAUCGAUCAGGUCCAGUUACGAAGGCAUCUCCUUGCUGAAUUGCAACAGAAUCCUCAUGCUUCAAGGCACCUGGAUUCAUCGCUGGAGCAGAUCAUCCAAGUGAAGAUUAACCAUGGUGCACUCCAAGGGCAGCAGGCUGAGUUUUUGGAUUUCAUGUCACAGGCAAAGUAUGGCAAUAUGCUUCCUUCAGAGCAUCAGCUUCGUCUUCAACAAGAACAGUUGCAAGCGCAGCAAUUAUCUAUGGCACUUAGGCAACAAUUAGGAAUGGAGGGGGAUAGAAGACUUGCCGGUUCAUUGUCUGUAGAUGAUGUUGGUCAGUUUGUUGGGAACCCUAGCAGUCAUCAUCAGGCUCAAUCUGUAGGGUUUAAUGCUUCAGAUCUUUACCAGCAGAGGCUAUCAUCUCUUGAAGAGCAUAUCUGCAAUCUUAAGCAGAAUCAUGCUUUGCAGGACCUACCAGAGCGAGGGAUUUUUGACCCCAACUCCACAGCAUUUGGCAGGUUGACUCUUCCUGUAGCUGCUCCUGGAAUGAAAGUAGACAAUGCAAAUUCUCUAGAUCUAGCCGAACAUCUUUAUAUGCACUCCAACAACCAACUGGAUCCAUUUUCUUCAGGUAACCCCUCUUUUUACCAGCAAGUUUUAGGCAAUGUAUAUGCUUCUCAUCCUGGUGCAAUGGAGAGCUUCCAUGCUAGGAAAAAUGGGCAGCUAGAAAAUAGUUGGACUGCAAAAGAGAUACCACAAUUAAAUCUUGAAGCAGAACUGCAAAGAAGGGAGUCUGAAGUUGAUUCAAGUGCUUGGGCAUCAGCUGGAGGGGUUAAUGAAAACUCUAAGAAGGCUUUACUGGACCUUCUUUACCAAAAACUUGGUAUUCAAUCUAUGCAAUCAUCAGAAAUCGAUCGUCAGAAUUCUACUUCAUCUUCCAGAGGGCGGGAAACCUUUUGGCCUGUUUCUGAGCAACAAACUUCCAAUUUUCCUUUUAAUCAUUUUCCAAAUCAGGAAGUUCAUGUGAACAACUUGUUUCCGGAAGGCCCUCAAAAUUCUAAUUCAAGUGCCUUGUUGCAAGAUCAUUUGUUUGGAGUUUCUCCAAGCGCAUCUGCCAACCACAUGGUUAACUGUGAAAGAUUGCCUCUUAAAGCCAAUUUUGGCUCAUUUGCAGAAGAGCAGUCAUUCUUGUUGGGCAUUGAAGAUCCUUCUCGUAGUAGCUAUGCAGAUGCUAGCUUGAUGGGAAAAUCAGCUGUGGAUAUAGAAAUAGCAGAACUGGAAGGAAAAGACAACGAAAAUGGAAUGAAAGGCAUGAGUAAUAGGAAUGGUUCUGUGUCAGGGUCUGAGGACAAUGUAUUAGAACAAGUAGAGGCAACCUUGGACUGUGGUGACCUACCAAGUGGCAUCCAUAGCCGGCAUAGUUCUCUUGGAACCGAUGGAAGUGUCAGGUUGUAUGGGUAUGAAAUUGGAGUAGAUAAGUCAGCUGGAGAAGAUGCUUCUAAUGAUAGGUUACCUUCAAUGCUGCCAAAGGGGCUUGACAAAGUUCCACAGAAAUGCCCACCUGUGCCACGGGUUUCUUCGUCCCAGGAUGUCUUUUCUGAUCAAAGCUCACUGUCAUUUGUUAAUCAGAAUAAUUCUGCUAGCCUUGCAACUUCUGAUGAAGGAAGACAGGGGACGGUGGCGAAUCUAGGAACGAUGAGGAGUGUAGAAACUCAGGCAUCUAGCAAGAAAGACGUCCGUUUUAGGAGGACCUCAUCUUGCAAUGAUGCUGCAGUGUCUGAAGCAUCAUUCAUUGAGAUUCUAAAGAAGCCGGUUCUUCGUGGGACUGAGGCAGCUAACAGCACUUCUUUGGAACCUUCUGAUGGUGCAACACAAGCUGGACGAAGUGGCAAGAAGAAAGGGAAAAAGGGAAGACAGAUUGAUCCUGCUCUACUGGGUUUCAAAGUCACCAGCAACCGUAUAAUGAUGGGUGAGAUCCAACGCCUUGAUGAUUGACAACCUCCACUUACUAUGUACAUUCCAUGUAAAUCCUCUAACCUCUCUUUUGUAGGCAAAUUGUUGUACAGCAUAUUUGAGUAGCAUAGGCAAUUGAUUGAUUUUUUAUUUUCUGAAAAAGAAUUAGUUUUUGUUCGAAGAAGCAACAUGUGUGAUCACUUUUCGUUUCUGUAAGAAUUAGGUUCACGAUGCCUAAAUAAUGUCCAGUUGCAUUAUGGAAUUAGCUUUGUUAUUAGGGGCGUAAAUGAGAUAUACAUGUACUUACAAGCUAUUGAGUUCGACUUUAUAGAAGUAUAAAUUUGAUUUGGUUAUUUUCUAA
Gossypium raimondii (Peruvian cotton) is the source of this 5657-nucleotide messenger RNA. RefSeq lists its product as uncharacterized. Lineage: Eukaryota; Viridiplantae; Streptophyta; Magnoliopsida; Malvales; Malvaceae. Bases 233 to 5338 code for a protein of 1701 amino acids. The transcript is spliced from 11 exons. Gene Ontology annotation, molecular function: protein binding. The record is from RefSeq and is a predicted model, not a curated record.